GGAACUACGUCACGUGGCGCUGCGGCCGCUCGUUGCUGACUUCCGCGUUUGUGGGGGGAACGACGAGCGAUGAUCGAUCAGCGGUUAUCGAUGUGACGUCACCAUGUCCAAACGCGAGAGCCGCGGCAAGACUUUAAUCAUCACCGAAGAUGAAAGUGAGGAGUCCAAUCCCUUCUCCUUCAGAGAGUUCCUGCGCACCAAGAACCACGUCCGGGACGAAGACCUGGUUGACGACCGGGGCCGGGAUGAGGAUGCGUCGGUGUGGGAGGAGGAGAGCGCAGCAUGUUGGCAGAACUUGCGAAGCCACCCGGAUAGCUUCACCUCCCUCUGUGCCGAGGAGGCGGAGACGAGCGCGUUCUACGACGGGGACGAUGACGUCACAUUGCCAACGGGAAACCAGGGAACGGCCUUACAAGAGCUGCGUGAGGAGAACAUAUCGCUGAGAAGGGCCAUCGUGGAGCUUCGGAGAACAUCAGACGCAAACGAGCGAAGGGUGGAGGCGCUGGAGGAGGAGCUUGCGCAGAGACAACAGCAGGAGCAGGAGGAGGCGCGAGACCUGGACAACAUUGUCCACUCUGUCGAGCGCAACCUGCACGAGAUGACGAAACGAGCACUGAGAGCCGAGAACGGCGUGUCCAAAAUGAAGGCGGAGCUUCAGCAGCUGCAGGAGGAGCUGGAGCGCACACGCCGCGAAAACGUCAAGCUGAAGUCGGACGAGCGCGACGUCAUCACGGCGAUGAAGCGCAACGCCAACUUGGCGUCCGACUACCUCGACAAGACAGCCACGCACGCGCAUUCGUCUAUAAGUCGUCUGCUGGAAGGGGCGGAGUCUCUGCGUCUGGUCUCGCAGCUGCUGCGCUCCAUCCACAAAAUGACUGACGUCACUGCCGACAUCUGAAGCGCGUGUCGCCGUGGAAACGAGGAGACGCCGAUUGGCCCGUUUGUCGCGCCGGCUUGCUGAUGGUUGGAACGGACACUUUCUCUUUGAUCACCCAAUAAAACAUUUUGGGAUUCCUUUUU
Messenger RNA from Hippocampus zosterae (dwarf seahorse), 1020 nucleotides. RefSeq names its product endosome associated trafficking regulator 1 (gene entr1). The transcript has 9 exons. The coding region runs from base 104 to 898 and encodes 264 amino acids. Gene Ontology annotation, cellular component: centrosome; ciliary basal body; midbody. The record is from RefSeq and is a predicted model, not a curated record. Gene Ontology annotation, biological process: positive regulation of cilium assembly; regulation of cytokinesis; positive regulation of protein localization to cilium. Lineage: Eukaryota; Metazoa; Chordata; Actinopteri; Syngnathiformes; Syngnathidae.